UCCGUUGUUGUUGGUGGUGUUGUUGUCGGACCCUCUCCUUUCUCCAAGGCUUUUCAGACAGCUUUGUUGGGAUGAAUGAAUGGAUGAAGGAAGAUGAUGGCCUUCAGUGACAACGAUUUCAAUUCAUAAAUCACAUGCUUUUUGAAACUUCCAUUCCAUUCCCUUAUGGUUUGAAGCUGAUCACGAUCUGUUUUACCUGCCCCAUUUCAGUUUCACGACCAUGCAUAUAGGUCAAAUGGACAGAAGUUCUGUGAAAUGUCUAAUCAACAGCAUUUCUCGAUUCAUUCAUCUGGUUUCUUGCCAAACAAUGAACCCUAUGCCCCUCCAGAAUAUCUGUAAUAAUAUGGUUGGGGUGUUAAAGCAUUUGAAACCAGUGCUUGAUGAUGUUGUGGAUUACAAAAUCCCUUUAGAUGAGAAUCUAUUUGAAAAGUGUGAGGAAUUGGAAAUGCGAGUUAAUGAAGCUAGAGAUUUCAUUGAAAAAUGGGGUCCUAAGAUGAGCAAGAUUCACAGCGUUCUACAAGGUGGGAUGUUGUUGAUAAAGUUACAGAGCACUUCACUAGAUAUUUGCCACAUGAUAGUUAGAUCUUUUCAGUCACCUCCAUCUGCAUCAGUUUUGGCUAAUCUUCAGCACUAUAUCCAGGAAAUUCAGUGUCUCAAGAAGGAAAUGGCAAUGGUAUGUAUAGAAGAAGCACUGAGAAACCAAAGAAACAAUAUUGAACCUUGCAAGGAGCAUCUCAAAGAAAUUAUUGGGUUACUUAAAUUAACAUCAAAACAGGAACUCGUAAAAGAAAGUAUUGCUGUGGAGAAAGAAAGGUUGAAUGCUGAAGGCAACAAAAUGAAUGUGGACUUGGAAGAAAUUAAAGAAAUUGUAAACCUUGUCCAUAAUUUACGUGGUUAUGUGAUGGAAACUGAGGGUCCUGUACUCAAGAGUGGUGUCUCAAUUCCUCCAGAAUUCUGCUGUCCUUUGUCAAUGGAACUCAUGUUGGAUCCUGUUGUUGUGACUUCAGGUCAAACAUAUGAGAGGCGAUUUAUUGAAAAAUGGCUUGAUAAUGGGCUCACUGUUUGUCCUAAAACUGGUCAGAGACUUGUGCAUAGAAAUCUCACUUCCAAUUUGGCUGUCAAAUCUAUGAUAGCAGCAUGGUGUGAGGAAAAUACUGUCAAACUUUCCAGUAACUCUGAGCACAAUAAAUCUUCCCACAUCACGUCCGUCUCAAAUCAAUUAUUGCCUCAAGAUUUAACUCAUGAUUGUUCUGUUGUGUCUUUAUCUAGUAGCAAUUCCAUUUCAAGAUCGUCUCUUCAAACUGCAAAGGAUGAUAACUCUUUCAGAUCAUGUGGAGAAUACAAUGGAUGCCAGAGUGGAGCAACUGAAAAGUGUGAGCAACAAUCCCCAUAUAUUCACAGCAGAAGCGAAUCAUCUUCAAGUUCAAUUUCUAGUGCUGAUUGUGCACUUGCAGUUUCGAAGGAGUUGUCUGGGAUAUCAAAUAAGCAUCAAAAUGUGAAGGUGCUGUCUGAAGAAAAAACAAAUGUGUGUCAUGGUGAUAAGCAAUCAGAGAUAUCUCCUUGGUUAUCUGGAAAGCAAUUUCAAAACCCUGGAUCACAUGUGGGAGGGUUGGAGAAUGGAAAUACCAACAAUAGUGAUACUAAUAAUAGUCAUUCAAGAGUUGAUUCCAAUCCUGUUGUCAACUCAGGAUUGGAUGAAUUGACCACCUCAUCUCGUGUCAAUAAAUUGAUUGAAGACCUACACAGCAAAUCAAUUGAGGUGCAAACUACUGCUGCAGAAGAAUUAAGGCUCCUUACAAAGCAUAACAUGGAAAACCGUAUCUUAGUAGGGAAAUGUGGGGCUGUCAUGCCUUUGAUUUCGCUGCUAUAUUCAGACAUGAAGAAAACACAAGAACAUGCUGUGACAGCUCUGCUGAAUUUAUCUAUUAAUGAAAACAACAAGGCCUUGAUUAUGGAAGCAGGAGCUAUAGAACCACUUAUCCAUGUUUUGAAGACAGGAAAUGAUAGUGCCAAGGAAAAUUCCGCAGCAACUCUAUUCAGUCUCUCAGUAAUUGAGAACAAUAAGGAAAAAAUUGGCCGUUCUGGAGCAGUUAAAGCUUUGGUGGAUCUUCUUGCCUCAGGAACUUUCAGAGGAAAGAAGGAUGCUGCUACUGCUUUAUUUAACCUGUCAAUAUUUCAUGAGAACAAAGCUCGUAUUGUUCAAGCCGGAGCAGUGAAGUUUCUGGUUCGGUUAAUGGACCCUGCUGAUGGAAUGGUUGACAAGGUUGUUGCUCUUCUGUCAAACCUGUCAACAAUUCCAGAGGGGCGACUAGAAAUUGCAAGGGAAGGGGGCAUUCCCUUAAUAGUUGAAGUUGUUGAGUCAGGUUCCCAGAGAGGAAAGGAAAAUGCUUCCUCCAUUCUCUUGCAAUUAUGCUUUCAUAGUUCUAAGUUCUGUACCCUGGUUUUGCAAGAAGGAGCUGUACCUCCCCUUGUUGCAUUAUCUCAAUCUGGCACACCAAGAGCAAAAGAAAAGGCACAACAGCUUCUGAGUCAUUUUCGUAACCUGCGGGAAGGAGCUAGUGCAAAGGGAAAGUCAUGAAAAUAGACAAUUUUGGUUAUAUCGUUGGCCUUUAUUUUUUCUCCCCUAAGUAAUGUGAUAGCUGCUGUGUAGGACUUUAGGACUUUUAUUUAUUGCAUUCUUUUGAUUUUUACAUGUAUAAUUUGCAAAGCUGUUUAUUUUUUAAUCUUUCAGUGGUUUGUGAUUGCUUAUUCUCAACUUCAAAAUGGGACAUCACUUCCACGCUGCCUCUUUUGUCCCCCUAAUGACAGGGUUGUUAAGUAUUUUCCAUUUAUUUUUGUGGACUUGUAUUUUUUCCUUUUCUUUUGGUAGCUAUUGUUGAGAGGAGUUAGGCUACUUUAUGAACAUUUAGCUUGGCAAGAUGUAAACCUCAAUGCUAAUCUACUAAAGCAUAACUGAUGUGGUCCCAAGUCAAUGAUGUACAUAUUUAUACAUAUACUAUAGAAUCUUGUGAUCUACUAUAAAUUAUUGUACCUUGUACUAUUUUUUGGGCUGUUUUAUUGCUAUUUGUUCAACCUUG
This is a messenger RNA of Abrus precatorius (Indian licorice), 3077 nucleotides long. Its product is annotated as U-box domain-containing protein 3-like. Gene Ontology annotation, biological process: protein ubiquitination. Bases 221 to 2578 code for a protein of 785 amino acids. The transcript has 5 exons. Gene Ontology annotation, molecular function: protein binding; ubiquitin-protein transferase activity. Gene Ontology annotation, cellular component: cytoplasm; nucleus. The record is from RefSeq and is a predicted model, not a curated record. NCBI's taxonomy places the organism in Eukaryota, Viridiplantae, Streptophyta, Magnoliopsida, Fabales, Fabaceae.